AUGAACUUUCGAUUCAUUGUCUUUGCACUGUGUGUCUCCAGAGCAGUAGCACAAUCAGCAUUUGGUCACGGAUCACACAGACCAUUGAAUGAUGCAGACGAAGUGGCAGCCAGUAGGCCAAUUUGUGACACAGAUCGACACGGCAACAAGUAUAUGCCAUGUGCAACGCCAGAUCUGGGAAAUGGGAGAAACUGGCCGUGCAUAAAGAUUACUGACUUGUGCAAUGGUCGCAGAGAUUGCCCAAACGGAGAUGAUGAGGAUCACCUUCAUUGCUUCUAUCACAAAUAUAGACUAGAAGAGUUUCAAAAGCUUCGGAAGAUGCUAGAUGAGAUCCGAGGAAAGAGAUAUGUCUGGUAA
Caenorhabditis briggsae is the source of this 357-nucleotide messenger RNA. It is a transcript of the gene Cbr-hen-1, whose product is annotated as Protein CBR-HEN-1. Gene Ontology annotation, biological process: positive regulation of MAPK cascade. Gene Ontology annotation, molecular function: protein binding; transmembrane receptor protein tyrosine kinase activator activity. Bases 1 to 357 code for a protein of 118 amino acids. The record is from RefSeq and is a predicted model, not a curated record. Gene Ontology annotation, cellular component: terminal bouton. The transcript is spliced from 5 exons. NCBI's taxonomy places the organism in Eukaryota, Metazoa, Nematoda, Chromadorea, Rhabditida, Rhabditidae.